Messenger RNA from Closterium sp. NIES-65, 1482 nucleotides. Lineage: Eukaryota; Viridiplantae; Streptophyta; Zygnematophyceae; Desmidiales; Closteriaceae. The record is from the annotation of a GenBank genome assembly.
AUGAAGCAAGAACGGGUGAAGAAGUUUGAGUACUGCUUACCAUACAUCGUCCUGCCGCACAUGCUGCAGGAGCAGAAGACGGACACAGUCGUCCCAAUUUUUAAAAUAUUCCCUCCUCCCUCUCUCUCCCCCACUUCCUCCCCUCCCCGCGCGACCCCAUCAGACAUCUUCCUGCCGCACAUGCAGGAGGAGCAGGAGGUGGACACCGUCGUGUCCAUCAUGUACCCCUUCGAAGGAGACAACCCUCCUCCCCCGGUAACCACCUCCCCCGUGUUCCUCCCUCUCACCAAUCCACCACCUGCUGCUCUCCAUCAUCAUCGUCUCUCUCUCCCCUCCCCCCCGCCUCCCCGCAUUGCCCUGUCUUGCACACUGUCUCUCACACUCCCGGAAAUGCCCUUCCGCACACACUUUCUUACACUCCCUGUGGCACACACACUCUCCCCUCGCUGGCAGCUGCUGGCGGAGUAUGACUGGGAGAUGGACGAGUACGAGACCAGCACAGUCAUCAACCUCCUCCCUCCCCUCUCCCCUCUCCCCUCUCCCCUCUCCUCUCUCCUCUCUCCUCUCUCCUCUCUCCUCUCUCCUCACUCCUCCCUCCUCCCUCCUCUCUCCUCCCUCCUCCCUCCUCCCUCCUCCCUCCUCCCUCCUCCCUCCUCUCUCCUCCCUCCUCCCUCCUCCCUCCUCCCUCCUCCCUCCUCCCUCCUCCCUCCUCCCUCCUCCCUCCUCCCUCUCCCCUCUCCCCUCUCCCUCUCCCUCUCCUCUCUCCUCUCUCCUCUCUCCUCUCUCCUCUCUCCUCUCUCCUCACUCCUCCCUCCUCCCUCCUCUCUCCUCCCUCCUCCCUCCUCCCUCCUCCCUCCUCCCUCCUCCCUCCUCCCUCCUCCCUCCUCCCUCCUCCCUCCUCCCUCCUCCCUCCUCCCUCCUCCCUCCUCCCUCCUCCCUCCUCCCUCCUCCCUCCUCCCUCCUCCCUCCUCCCUCCCCUCUCCCCUCUCCCCUCUCCUCUCUCCUCUCUCCUCUCUCCUCUCUCCUCUCUCCUCACUCCUCCCUCCUCCCUCCUCUCUCCUCUCUCCUCUCUCCUCUCUCCUCCCUCCUCCCUCCUCUCUCCUCCCUCCUCCCUCCUCCCUCCUCCCUCCUCCCUCCUCCCUCCUCCCUCCUCCCUCCUCUCUCCACAUGGAUACGUCGUGUGGUGCCACACAGGAGUUCACAGACAACCUGGUCAAGGACGAGUCACUACCAGAAGCGGAGAAGCCCAAGUUCAUUGAGUAUGUGAAGAAAGAGGUGAAAGAGGCCAAGCUCAAGGCAAAGAAGGAGCGGGAGGAGCGCAAGAAGGCGAUAGAGGACAUGGGAGAGGAGCGCCUGGAGGCACUCAAGAACCUCAGGUUCCUCAAGUUCUACCCCAAGCACAGCGAAGACACACCCGACAUUUCCGAGUUUAAGGCCAACUACAUCAACCGAUAUUACGGCAAGGCUCAUGAGGUUCUAUGA